AAAGCAGCAAAAUUAUUCUCCACGGCAAAGAGGUUCUAUGAAAAAACCAUCAGAACUGGCAUUAUUUUUGCCCCGUGGGGCAUUAUAUACCAAGUUUGUGGAACCUUCCUAGGUUAGUUUUAGAAGUUGCAGAGUUUUGGAGUUCCUUGCAAAAGCGUAACCUGUGUCCCCAUCAGCCAUGAAUUUCGGUUUCACCCAGGAGCAAGUGGCGUGUGUGUGUGAAGUUCUGCAGCAAGGGGGCAACAUUGAACGCUUGGGACGUUUCCUCUGGUCGCUGCCAGCUUGUGACCACCUGCAUAAGAACGAGAGCGUCCUGAAGGCCAAAGCGGUGGUGGCCUUCCACCGGGGCAACUUCCGGGAGCUCUACAAGAUCUUGGAGAGUUAUCAGUUCUCGCCACACAACCAUCCCAAGCUGCAGCAGUUGUGGCUCAAAGCCCACUAUAUCGAAGCAGAGAAGCUGCGUGGGAGGCCACUGGGGGCUGUGGGGAAAUACCGGGUGCGGCGUAAAUUCCCCCUGCCUCGGACCAUCUGGGACGGAGAGGAAACCAGUUACUGUUUCAAGGAAAAAUCCCGGAGUGUGUUGCGGGAAUGGUACAUCCACAACCCCUACCCAUCCCCACGAGAGAAAAGGGAACUGGCUGAAGCCACUGGUUUGACUACCACCCAGGUCAGCAACUGGUUCAAGAACCGACGCCAGAGGGACCGUGCAGCCGAGACCAAGGAGAGGGAGAACGGCGAGGGUGGUGCUCUGAAGGAAGGAAGGGGCCUGCCUCGAGACAGACAUGUUAUUCCCAGCUCAGAUGAUGAGAGCUCUCCCAUCGAUAGCCCUGUGGCUCACACAUCCAGCCCUUCACUGCUGUACUCUAGCUUGCCUCUCUCAAGUCAACCAGGAAACUCUACUCAUGGGGUUCAAAGGAUGGAUUUCCUGCAGCACCAGCCACUCCACAACAGCCUCCUAGGACCCCUCACUUCUACUCUGGUAGAUCUGGGGUCUUGAAACAGAAGAGCGGAGCACAUCUACCUCCCUUCUCUAGUGGAUCCCUCCAUUUUACCCUGACCUUCCCAUAUGUCUGGCUACUCUUUUGCUCAGCUAACUCUGUCAAAAACACUCAUUUGUUACAAAUUUCUCUUCCUGACUUAUUAGAAGUAGGAUGAGGCCUCAAUGCCACUGCUUCACCCUCCAAAAUUCAGGUAUAGAAAGGGUACUAGAAUUCUAAAAACACUCUCGUGUUUCUAGAAAAGCAAAAACUCUUAUGGAUAUGCAGAAAAGCACAUUUUCGGACACGGAACCAGGCAGGGGAGGGAGGUGGUUAGCAUGUGGCCCUUCUACCCACAGCACAAUGCAUAGUGCCCCACCCUGCCAAAAACUGCUGCCCCUAUGUACCAACGGAUCAUGCUAGUAGUAAAGGCCCAGGCUCCCUAAAAGCAUGCAAGGGCAGCCCUAUCAUACUAGAAACAUACAAAGAAGAAGUAGCUACCGCUGCAGUUAAAGAAAGAAAUACAAUCAUGUAUUUAUAAAAUGUGCCUGUGUUCACAGCAGUCUCAAUCUAGAAAGCGCAGGAACACCUAAUUAAGAAGGUUAAUUAGGACUGCAGGCUGGACAGCUGAGCAGAUGCAAAUACCUAUUCUCUGGAGAUGACAAUAGCAAUUAAAGUGCCUUGCAAAGGUGCCAAGAGCCUUAACGACUUUAAAGGUGUGCAUUUUAAGAGAUUUGAGGACCUCAGAAUGGGAGCAGGAAGGAGCUGGGUCAGGGCGGUGGGAAAUGGCAGGCUACUUCAGUCUACAAUUUACCCACAACCCUUUUAGCAGACAAAUGUUUUGGGAUGGGGAGCUCCUUUGGUAGGCAGAUUUACCAAGAAGAAAUCACUGCAUUUGGGUGGUG
This is a messenger RNA of Eublepharis macularius, 1882 nucleotides long. RefSeq names its product homeobox protein six1b-like. Bases 179 to 997 code for a protein of 272 amino acids. Lineage: Eukaryota; Metazoa; Chordata; Lepidosauria; Squamata; Eublepharidae. The transcript is spliced from 3 exons. Gene Ontology annotation, molecular function: RNA polymerase II cis-regulatory region sequence-specific DNA binding; DNA-binding transcription factor activity, RNA polymerase II-specific. Gene Ontology annotation, biological process: regulation of transcription by RNA polymerase II. The record is from RefSeq and is a predicted model, not a curated record. Gene Ontology annotation, cellular component: transcription regulator complex; nucleus.